CCCAAGAGUGCUAGGAUUAGUUGCAAAAGGUAGAAAAAAGGCCAUAUUUCUCCCAGGGGUUUCAUGCUAUUUAUCACGAGACAAGGCCUUCUCCGACUUGUGAAUAAUACGAAAGAAGUGUGAAGGCAAAACCAAAAGAAUAGCGACUCUCGUGUCUGACGGCAAUACCAAAAGCCCCCACGCAUAAACCCAAAUCAUCAUGGCGCAAGCUAAAGGCUGCACUCGGCUGAAGCUGAGCGGUGCUCUGGACAAGUUCUCCUACGAGGAGACGACGCCCAUCACCGGACGGGAAUAUCUCGACGUCAACAUCGUGGACGACCUGAUCAAUGCCGAAAAUGCUGACGAUCUCCUCCGCGACCUCGCCAUCACGAUUUCAACGCGUGGCGUCGUCUUCUUCCGGUCUCAAACCAACCUCACCAACGAGCUGCAGAAGGAGCUGGUGCACCGGCUCGGCCAGCUGGCGGGCAAGCCGGCCGAGUCGUCGGUGCACACGUUCCCGCUCGCGCCGGCGUACGUGCCCGAGGGCGGGACGGCGGACCGGCAGAUCAGCUACGUCAACUCGGUCGGGUUCAAGUACAUGUUCGACAAGAUGCCCAACAUGGACAAGCGCCGCUUCGACGCGGCCGAGUGGCACACCGACAUCCAGUUCGAGCCCGUCCCGGCCGACUACACCUCGCUCCGCGUCAUCAAGCUGCCCGAGACGGGCGGCGACACGCUGUGGGCUUCGGGCUACGAGCUCUACAACCGCCUGUCCGGGCCCUAUCGCGACUUUGUGGACCGCCUGACCGUCACCUGCCGCGCCGACUGCGUCCUCAUGGCCAUCCGCAACCGCGGCGAGAAGAUCGAGGACGGCGAGCGCGGGAACCCGCUCAACCUGGGCACGGCCCUGACGGCCGUCCACCCCGUCGUGCGCACCAACCCCGUCACGGGCUGGCGGAGCGUUUUUGCCCUCGGCCAGUUCUCCAAGCGCAUCAACGAGGUCAACCCGAUCGAGUCCGAGGAGCUGCUCAAGAAGUUCUACAACAUGAUCCAGGACAACCACGACCUGCAAUGCAGGUUCAAAUGGCGGAACCCGCAUGACAUUGCCAUCUGGGACAACCGCAGCGUCUUCCACAGGGCCACGUUUGACUACAUGGACCUCGGCGAACGCUCCGGCAACCGUGCCGUGGGCAUUGGCGAGGUCCCAUUCUUCGACCCUGAGAGCAAGUCCAAGGCCGAGGCUGAGGGUAAGGAAAAGCCGAAGAGCCAAGUCCCUACCAAAGACGCUGUCAAUGGAAAUGGCAAGGCCCCAACCACGGGGUGCCAUGGGAUGCCCAUGGGGGGAAAUAACCACCACGACAUGGCUAUGGGCCAGGGCCACAAUGGCAUGGCUAUGGCCGGGCAUGGCCACUAAGGACUAAGGCUUGAUGGUUGUUUGGUAUUAUGAGUCAGCAAUGGAAUGGUGUAUCUCUGAACCUUUUUUGGAUCAAGGAAGUUGUCCACAAUGGACGUAGGGUGCAUGUAGUUGGGAAUGGAUUUUCACUAUCCAAAAAUAAGGCUACAGCCAAAAAAAAAUGGCGAUUUACACGGCUGGGCGUGGUGGUCGUUUGAGGACACGCCUCUAGGAU
Molecule: messenger RNA, 1607 nt
Organism: Gaeumannomyces tritici R3-111a-1
Lineage: Eukaryota; Fungi; Ascomycota; Sordariomycetes; Magnaporthales; Magnaporthaceae
Exons: 3
Coding region: 200-1393 (397 amino acids)
Cellular component (GO): cytoplasm
Molecular function (GO): 2-oxoglutarate-dependent dioxygenase activity
Source: RefSeq, a predicted model, not a curated record